Messenger RNA from Dermacentor andersoni, 1844 nucleotides. Its product is annotated as putative nuclease HARBI1. Lineage: Eukaryota; Metazoa; Arthropoda; Arachnida; Ixodida; Ixodidae. The record is from RefSeq and is a predicted model, not a curated record.
GUAUUCUGUAGCGGUUCCUUUGGGAACCGGUUCCUUUGGGCUGUUGCCAUUGGUCGGCGUUUCGUUGUCGUCAUCCCUGGUGGGCGGGACGACAAAUUUUGAUGACGUCACACAGGUUGCCAAUCUUCUGGAAAGGAACCGGUUCCCUGCUAGGAGAGGAACCGCGGAGAAGUGGUUCUCUCGAGGGUCGCGCGCGGGGGCGAGCAUGAUGUCGAGGGUUGCUAGGGCAACCGUGGCUGCCGGCUAACCUCGCGCCAGCUGACGAGCCGGCACCUAGACGAGACGAGACAGAGACGGCAAUGGCGGCUCCUUUGGUUGUGUUGCAGGGGGGUGCCGAAAGACAACGACGCGACGAGAGGCAACGACGCGACGCGUUCGGCAUGGCCGAAGAAGAGUUUCGAAGGCAUUUUAGGCUCUCCAAAGACAUAGUGUGACGUCUUUGCGAUGAGCUGGAAGGACAUCUCGGACCUCAAAGAUUUCGUGGUGUCGAAAUUACGAUGAAAGUGCUGUGCGCGCUGCGGUUUUUUGCCACCGGGAGCUUUCAACAGUGCGUCGGGAAUGAAGAAGUGAUUGCACUGUCGCAGCCUUCGAUCAGCCGGAUCAUUACAGCCGUCGCCAAGGCCAUUACGGUUGUGGGCAAAGAAAAAGGAUGGGUUAGAUUCCCAUCCACGGCGCAACAGAAAGCCGCCGUCAAGGAAGGCUUUCUUAGCCGUGGAAAAAUUCCAGGAGUUCUAGGAUGUGUGGACGGGAGUCUGAUAGCCAUCGUUCGCCCUAAGAAGCUCGGCCCCGGCGAAACGGAAUCGUACUGGAGCCGUAAAGGGUAUUACGCCCUCAACUGCAUGGUCGUGUGUGAUGCAAAGCUGAAUAUCCUGGCAAUUGACCCACGGUUUCCGGGAUCGUGCCACGAUUAUUUCGUUUGGAGGCAUUCUGCAUUUCGCCGCCGCCUCACUCGUGGCCUGUUACUUCAUGGAGAAGUCUUGCUUGCGACAUGUGGUGCUGGAGUGAUUAUAAAGGAUCAAACGGGUAGCUCGAGUUCGGGUACCUUCACGAGAAGAGGGGACUCUGGGUACCCGCUAGAGCCAUGGAUCAUGACUCCUGUGCCUGGUCACCCAAAUCGCCUCACGGCAGAGGGGCGCUAUAAUGAGGCACACGCAUCAAUGCGAAAUGCCGUUGAGCGGUGCAUAGGAGUCAAGAGCCGCUUCCGAUGCCUGCAGAGGUAUCGGGUGCUCCACUACUCGCCUCAGAAAGCAGCCACUAUUGUUGCAGCUUGUGCAGCGCUGCAUAACCUCUGCCUUGCAGCAGGCGUGCCUCUGCCAGACGACCCAGGUGACGACGGUGCACAUGACGACAGCGCACAGGAGCCAGCCCAGGCACAAGUGCCGCUUCAAGUACAGGUGCCACCGCAGGCGCACCCUGUACAGCCUUCUCGAACUUUGUUUCAAAGAGGCCGUGCGGUGCGUGAAUCCAUAGUUGGUGUGUUUCGGCUGCCCAGAAAUUUGCGCAUUGCCUACCUGCAAAGUGUGCGCCGGCGCAUUCGCUGGCAAAUGAGGUGGAGACGUGCUGGUGUAACAUGUUUUAUUUUUAUUAUCAUAAAAGUAAAUAGGCCGUGCACUUCAACAUAACACAUUGCGUGUGCUCACAUGUGGCUAAUCAUAGUAUGCUGCAUACUGCAGUAGUUUAAAGCACAUGAUUUGUCUAUGUUGAGCAUGACAGAUACACAUGCAGUGACAAAUAACCAUGUGCCAUUAUGUUACUCCUUUGCUUUGUUCACUGUGCUUUUGAAUAUUGUCUCGCCAGGGAAUUUUCUUUAAAUAAAGGUUAUUUCCAAGGUGAAUGGCAACCAA